AGAUCACUUGCCCCUUGCCAGCUGCCGCUAGCCAUCUCCCUCACACCAGUGCCUAGCAAAAUCGGAAGCCCUCAUCGAUCUCUUGUCUCCAGCUCUCCAUUACCCUCAGUCUCGCUGGAGAUGCAGACUGCUUGGCCAAAACUGCUCUCCGCUCCGCUCGAUUGGAAUAUAAAUCCCUCUUACCACUUCAUGUCCUAACUCAAGUCCCAGGCGCCGACCCGCAGUCUGCGUUCCGUGUGACACUCCUGCUCCUCUCAACCGGCGCAGCGCCGCCGCGCCCUCAACCGCCGCCGCCAUGCUGCUCCUCCGAAGGCACCUCCUCCCUCUCCUCCGCGCGGCCUCCCCGCUCCCUUCCCCAAUCCACCGCCGCGCCUGCCCCCUACUCUCCACCUCUGCCUCCGCCGCCCCUUUCUCCUUCGAGGACUACCUCGUCGCCGCCUGCGGCCUCUCCCCAGCUCAAGCCGGGAAGACAGCCCAGAAGGCCGUCGAUGAAACAUCCAGACAUUCUAAGAAAGCAUUCGAGGACCUCUCCCGGUCCCGCCUCAAAUCCGCAUCCAACCCGGACGCCAUCCUCGCCUUUCUCUCCGGCGUCGGCCUCUCCCGCACAGACAUCGCCGUCGUCGUCGCAGCCGAUCCGUUGCUCCUCCGCUGCUCGGUGAAGACCAUCGGCCCCCGCCUCCUCGCCCUCCGGGACUGCCUCGGUCUGUCCGCUCCCCAGGUCGUUCGCUUCCUCCUGGUCGGCUCACGCUCUCUCCACAGCCGCAGCAUCCUUCCCACGCUCCAAUUCUUGAUCUCGUUCUACGGCUCAUUUGAGCAGGCCCUGGUGGCAGCAAAGAGGAAUCGCGGCCUCCUGCACGCGAGCCUUGAGAAGACGAUCGAGCCUAAGGUAGCGUUGUUUCGUCAGUUUGGUGUUCGCGAUAUUGCCAAGCUGUGUUCAAACAACCCAAAAUUGCUUACGUUCAGCCUGGAGCGCGUGCAAGAGUUUUUGCUGCGGGCGGAAGAACUUGGGGUGCCUCGCAAUUCACAGAUGUUCAAGUAUGCGGUGGCUGUGGUCGCCUGUAAUUCCAGAGAGAAGGUUGCUGCCAAGAUUGAGUUUUUUAAGAGGACUCUUGGUUGUUCUGAGUCCGAGGUUUCCAUUGUAGUGUUCAGACAGCCAAGUAUUUUAGGAGUCUCUGACGAGAAACAUAUCCGCAAGUUUGAGUUCCUGAUCAAUGAGGUUGGGAUGGGGCCACGGUACAUUCUGGAAAGGCCUUAUCUGUUUGCAUUAAGCCUGGAAAAGCGUCUGCUCCCACGGCAUAGGGUUCUGAAGGUCCUGCAGGCAAAGGGAUUGUUGAAUAGCAAGAUGAGCUUUACUAAAUUCGUUACGAUUGGAGAGAAGGCUUUCAGAUUGAGGUUCAUUGACCCUCACAAGGAUUCUGUUCCUGGUCUCGCAGGUUAUUAUACCACGGCUUGUGCUGGUGGUGUGCCCCCUGAAGUCCAACUAUCAUCCUGAAAUAUUUAAUUUAUAUAAUUGAGGUGGAUUGUAGAAUUGCAACUCAUGCUCACUAGCAACUGUCCAUGGUACAGUACAGACUUUAGAAUUUUAUGUUUCAGCAAUAUAACUACUUCUGAUCUUUGACUAGACAUUGUCCAAGUUUUAGUUGUGGUUAUCGAUGAGCAUUAGUUUUGAGUUAUUUUAUAGAGUUACUGUGCGAGUAUAAUCACUUCUUCCUAGCACAUGACUUACUUUGUCCUCAAAGUUAGCUACUAGUAAUAUGAUAGUAUUAGCUUCCCCUUUUCUCUAACCAUGUAUGUUUCAUCAGAGAUUAUCUUUAAGUACCUCACACUAGUUUUUUUUUCUUUUUUCACACUAAUCACUGGUACUUCUGUGAGGCUUCCCAAAUUUUGUAUUUUGCUGAAUGAAUUGCUUUCAUUUCUAGUGUUGUUUAUAUUUUACAUUCCUCCAUCGAUGGCACUUCACUAGUUUAGUGGCCAAAAUUCAUGCAGAGUUGGAGCUCUCAAUGAGACACACACAUAAUACUGUGUAAAAACAACAAAAUUUUCAUGCUUUCUCUAGACUGUUUUGAGUGCAAUGAGCUCAACCUUCUCAACAAAUAUGAUUGUUUGUUUGCCUGAAGGGGAUGAGUUACUAAUAGUCGGAAUAAACCAUAGGUAAGGGAUAUUCAUAAACUGUUAAUGUAUUGGUAUUGCCUUACAGAACUCGUCACUCAGUUACUGGUAUGGCUUCUAGCUAGAUUCUUGAACUAUCAUUUUGAUUCAGUUAUGAAGUGCAACAAAACUAUUGAGUAGGGCAAGUUAAUACGUUUUCUCGAACAGACAAGUUAAUACUUUUGUGUAGCUUUAUUUCUAUAUAAGAAAUAUGGUAUCUUUUACUUCCUAGAAUGCUCAAAUUAGAACCACUACUGAUUUCUGAUUGCUCAUAGUCCAAGUUGUAGUUUAUCUAUGAAGGAACUGGUUUGACAUUUAUGGGGUCUUACUGCGUGCAUUUGUUAUGUCGCUUACUCGCUUCUGCUUAGCACACGGCUAAAGAGUAUCCUUAACAUAGUUGUUCUGCUGCAGGUAAGUAUUUUUUAUAGCACUUAAUCAUACUGGAAUUUGACAGUAUUAGCUUUCCCUUUUUCCUAACAAGCAUGGACUAUUUACAAGCCUUUUUCUUUCCUAUCUGUCAUUCCUUGUUCUGGGUUUAUGGCAGUUCACAUGAUGUGUUCUAGAACUUAUUGAAGUGUUUUCUAAGCAGUAUCACAAAAGCUUCUGUAUCCACCGGUAUCCUCUAUUUUGAGCUGCUUGUGAAAGUCCAGACCUCUGGAUAGCCCCUUGAAAAAAAGGAAUCAGGUAGACCAACCACAAGCGUUAACUUUGUAUGGCUUGUGUGAUAAGAAGAAAUUAUCUUCAUAGGAUCUAUGUUCAUUUUGUACGUUUAAGGCUGUAAAAGCUUGUUUGCCUCCAAAGUCCACACAGUAAUUGAUUCGAAGAUACAGAGUGCCAACUUCCAGAAUAAGAUUAUGUGCUUUACAGUUUGUGGUUU
This is a messenger RNA of Panicum hallii, 3025 nucleotides long. Its product is annotated as transcription termination factor MTERF9, chloroplastic-like. The transcript is spliced from 2 exons. Gene Ontology annotation, biological process: chloroplast organization; regulation of DNA-templated transcription. Gene Ontology annotation, molecular function: double-stranded DNA binding. The record is from RefSeq and is a predicted model, not a curated record. Bases 296 to 1492 code for a protein of 398 amino acids. Gene Ontology annotation, cellular component: chloroplast. NCBI's taxonomy places the organism in Eukaryota, Viridiplantae, Streptophyta, Magnoliopsida, Poales, Poaceae.